AUGUCAGUUCUCGGGAGGCGUGGAGCACUCGAGCUCAGGGCUCUGACUACAAACUCAAAGACAUCACCAACUGCUAUACGAUCAUUCUCCGUUCUAAACCGACCAGCACCAAAUUACCCGGGCCAUGUCCCCUUGACCACUAUUGAACGCGGGGCCCUCGCAAUAGGAUCAGCGCUUGGAUCACUGGUCAAUCCUAGACGGGCUGAUCUCAUUGCGGCACUUGGCGAAGCCACUGCAACACCAUUCUUCAUAUACCGACUACGCGAUGCCAUGCUCUCAGACCCAACAGGGCGCCGCAUUCUCCGCGACCGUCCCCGCAUCACCUCCGAAACUCUUAAGAUGACCCAUCUCCGCACGCUGCCUGAGAACUCCGUUGGCCGAACAUACGCGAAAUGGCUUGACCGCGAGGGAGUCUCUCCGGACACUCGAGACAACGUCCAAUACAUUGACAACGAAGAGUGCGCAUAUGUCAUGCAGCGGUACCGCGAGUGCCAUGACUUCUACCACGCAGUGACGGGACUGCCGAUCUUCGUCGAGGGCGAGCUGGCUCUGAAGGCGCUGGAGUUCUUGAACACACUUCUGCCCAUGACGGGAUUGAGUCUUUUUGCCUUUGUACGGAUGAAGCCUGCUGAGAAGGAGCGAUUCCUCUCGUUGCAUCUUCCAUGGGCUAUUCGCAGUGGACUAAGAAGCAAUGAACUUAUCAAUGUGUAUUGGGAAGAGGUCCUGGAGAAGGAUGUGGAUGAGCUUAGGGCCGAGCUGAAUAUUGAGCGUCCGCCAGAUCUCCGAGAUAUUCGGAAGAUGAUUCGACAGCAGCAAAAGCGGGAGAAGGAACAGCGAGAGCAAGCUUCUGGUUGA
This is a messenger RNA of Penicillium salamii, 855 nucleotides long. The record is from the annotation of a GenBank genome assembly. Lineage: Eukaryota; Fungi; Ascomycota; Eurotiomycetes; Eurotiales; Aspergillaceae.